AUGCCCAACACAGGCAGACCUAGUCGGGAUUGUCAUCUGUGCCGCAAACGGCGUGUCAAGUGUGAUCUCGCCCGUCCCGCCUGCCACAGAUGUAUCAAAUACGGCGCCGAGUGUCCGGGAUACCGGGAUCAGCAAGAGCUGGUCUUCCGUAACGCAGAUCCUACUGCCCUUAAGAAGCGCAAGAAGCGCACGCCGCAAACUCCCGGGGUGGAUGAGUCGCCGUCUUCAGCAUCGGAUACGGGCUUUUCGACGCCGGCUCUCAGCCCAAAUGGAGACUUCAUGUUUACACCUUCGACAGACGUCGUCUUAGUCAACGGCGUCAAUUGCAACGCCGUUGCUCCUCUCACGCGGCCCGUGUUUCAACACUGGACUUCACACUCAGUUCCCAUCGUCCUCAAUGUCUAUUCAAACUUCGAUUUCAUCCAGGACAUAUACAACAGCUACAACAUUGAUGGACCUCUUAUUUGGGCAGCUCACCUAUUUUCCCGCACCUAUGUGACCAACCUCCGUUAUCCGACUGCCAUAUCCAGGGACGCCCACGCAGAAACUGAGCGCGAGCUGGGUGGUUACCUGGGCAAGGCUCUAAACUCAGUCAACAAGGCCCUUAGUACGCCCGAUGGGGCUUUUAGAGAUGACGUUCUCGCUACUAUAUGGCUCCUCAGCAACUAUGAGCUGCUUGUUGGCUCUCUCAACCGCACAGAAACUCUAAGUCCUUGGCAUUUACACGCUCGAGGGUUGUACAGUAUCCUCAAAAUAAGAGGUGUCGCGCCGCUAUAUACGGCGAAAGGGCGCAUGUCAUUCUGGCCUGCCUAUAGUAUGGUGCAAAUUCAGUCUCUAAUUAACAAUACAGAGUGUCCUCCGGAGUCACAAGAAUGGUUCGAUGUUAUAGCACAAUCACCAUUCCCAGGGGAGGCCCUCGGGCUACAUGUGUCUCUAUUCAUAUCCAAAGUCUGCAGUGUUCAGGCUAAAAUCUUCAGUUUCUUUCGGCGGCGAGACUUUAGCGGCGCGUCUCGGGAGUAUGGCGAUCUCUUUGCCCAGAUGAAGGCAGCCACACAUGAGCUUGAAGAUUGGAUGGAAUCGAAUCCUGCGGACAACCAUAUGUUGGAAAUUUACGUGAUAAGCCUUUACCAGUCGGCUAUUGUCAAGGGAUUCAACGCCGUAAAGCUUCUCAUCAACUUCCUCACACACUACCCCCCAUGCCCAAUUCCUCUCCAACAGCUCAUGGCUGAUCGAGACUAUUGCGUCGAGAUUGCUCAGAUAUCAGCACAGGGAAUCCUAGAGAGCGUUCCACGUAUUCUUGGGCCCCUCGCAGCAAAAGGAAACGAGAAGUCUCCUAAAACUGUGUUUGAUGCAGUGAGGACGUUAUGGCCACUCAUAUGCGUAUAUGUCAUGGAAAUUUGCCGAUCAGAACAGCGACUUGCCGCAGAGGAAUACCUCUUCUACAUAGGUCGCGAAUUAGGAGUACGGCAGGGGCUGAAUACCUACUCGGGUAAAUUGACUCUGCCGCAGGAGGCACGGACACCCUUUGGAGAGCAUGGAGGGUUGUAG
Trichoderma gamsii is the source of this 1548-nucleotide messenger RNA. RefSeq lists its product as hypothetical. The record is from RefSeq and is a predicted model, not a curated record. The transcript has 4 exons. Lineage: Eukaryota; Fungi; Ascomycota; Sordariomycetes; Hypocreales; Hypocreaceae. Gene Ontology annotation, biological process: regulation of DNA-templated transcription. Bases 1 to 1548 code for a protein of 515 amino acids. Gene Ontology annotation, molecular function: zinc ion binding; DNA-binding transcription factor activity, RNA polymerase II-specific.